AUGACCAGCUAUUCCCCCGUCAAAACGCUGCACACUCCAGCCCACAUAUCUUCAUUAGCAUUCGGACACUCGGGCCAUAUCUUCGCUGGCUGUGACGAUGGUACCCUUCGCGUCUAUGAUCUCUCAACUUUCAAGGCUUCGGAUUUGCGAGAUGCCUGGAUUGCUUGUGGAACACGGGUCUAUCUGUUUCAAAUGGACAGCCCAGCAAUGGUACUGACGCCCUCUGACGCGCUGGCAUCGGUUGAGAACCUGCACUCCUCUCUCGCAGCGUCUUCGCCUAAGAAAGUCAGUCAGAUCAGCCUGGAUGCUAGCAAAACUCAGCUUGCAUUCUGCACGGAUAACGGUCUGGUAGGAGUGGUAGACCUCAGCAGCAAAUGCGUCUCCAUUAUGAAGACAAAACACGACAACGUAUGUGGAUGUGUCAAAUUCAUCCCGGACCGACCUCGGGAGCUCGUGAGCGGUGGAUAUGAUAAGGCCCUCAUUCACUUUGACUACAUGCAAGAGAACGUUCUGUCUAGACACGACAUCUCAAUACCACCAACAAACGGGUCCAUGUCGUUUUCCCCACCCUUCGUACUUUGCACCGCACUUUCAGCUACUGGUGUUAUCGCAGCAGGAACUGCUGACGGUCACAUCUGGUUGGGGCAUGGCGGAAUGAAGGUUCCAUCGAAGGGGAAGAAAUCCCGAAAAUGGAACGGUUUAGAUGCCGAGAAGGCAUCCUUGCACAAGCUGGCUGAUGGACCUGUGGUUGCCCUCACGUUCUGUGACUCCAAUACACUCAUAUUUUCGACUUUAUUGGGCAACGUAACAGAGCUUCGAGUGAAUCCUGACAAGGAAGAAGAACAAGUUCUGCCUAUUUGGCAAGCAACAAGCAAAAAGUCUGGCCAAGGUCAAUGCCCUGGUUGUCGACGAUAA
Desarmillaria tabescens is the source of this 915-nucleotide messenger RNA. Its product is annotated as WD40-repeat-containing domain protein. The transcript has 8 exons. NCBI's taxonomy places the organism in Eukaryota, Fungi, Basidiomycota, Agaricomycetes, Agaricales, Physalacriaceae. The record is from RefSeq and is a predicted model, not a curated record. Gene Ontology annotation, molecular function: protein binding. The coding region runs from base 1 to 915 and encodes 304 amino acids.